Molecule: messenger RNA, 1306 nt
Organism: Peromyscus eremicus (cactus mouse)
Lineage: Eukaryota; Metazoa; Chordata; Mammalia; Rodentia; Cricetidae
Gene: Atg3
Product: autophagy related 3
Exons: 12
Coding region: 177-1121 (314 amino acids)
Biological process (GO): autophagosome assembly; nucleophagy; autophagy of mitochondrion
Cellular component (GO): cytoplasmic ubiquitin ligase complex; cytosol
Molecular function (GO): Atg8-family ligase activity
Source: RefSeq, a predicted model, not a curated record
CGGCCGCCGCCGCCUGGCGCCGCCCCUCCCCCGCCCCGGCGCUGCGGGUGCCGCCUGCGGGGCUCGAUGCCAGUCGGCCACGUCCCGGGCAGUUUUUGAGUCCCCCCCCCCCGCCGCCCCGACCCCGGAUCGCGACUGUCUUCCCUUCCCUGCCCCAUCGCUGCUCCAGCCCCAGGAUGCAGAAUGUGAUCAACACGGUGAAGGGAAAGGCUCUGGAAGUGGCCGAGUACCUGACCCCGGUCCUCAAGGAAUCAAAAUUUAAGGAGACAGGUGUACUCACCCCAGAAGAGUUUGUGGCAGCUGGAGAUCACUUAGUCCACCACUGUCCCACAUGGCAAUGGGCUACAGGGGAAGAAUUGAAAGUGAAGGCAUAUCUACCAACAGGGAAACAAUUUUUGGUAACCAAAAAUGUUCCAUGCUACAAACGAUGUAAACAGAUGGAAUAUUCAGAUGAAUUGGAAGCUAUCAUUGAAGAAGAUGAUGGUGAUGGGGGAUGGGUAGAUACGUACCACAACACAGGCAUUACAGGAAUUACUGAAACAGUUAAGGAGAUUACACUGGAAAGCAAGGACAGUAUAAAACUCCAAGAUUGCUCAGCACUGUGUGAUGAGGAAGAAGAGGAAGAUGAAGGGGAAGCUGCAGACAUGGAAGAAUAUGAAGAGAGUGGAUUGUUGGAAACAGAUGAGGCUACCCUAGACACGAGAAAAAUAGUGGAAGCUUGUAAAACUAAAGCUGAUGCUGGAGGUGAAGAUGCUAUUUUGCAAACAAGAACUUAUGAUCUGUACAUCACUUAUGACAAAUAUUACCAGACACCACGGCUAUGGUUGUUUGGCUAUGAUGAGCAACGGCAGCCUUUAACAGUUGAGCACAUGUAUGAAGACAUCAGUCAAGAUCAUGUGAAGAAAACAGUGACCAUUGAAAACCAUCCUCAUCUCCCACCACCUCCUAUGUGUUCAGUUCACCCAUGCAGGCAUGCUGAAGUGAUGAAGAAAAUUAUUGAGACAGUUGCAGAAGGUGGGGGAGAGCUUGGCGUUCAUAUGUAUCUUCUAAUUUUUUUGAAAUUUGUACAAGCUGUCAUUCCAACAAUAGAAUAUGACUACACAAGACACUUUACAAUGUAGUGAAGAGGAGAGUGUAUCCUAAUUACUGCUUCUGAUUUUUAAAGAAUUAAUACAUAGAUGUGACCAUUGACCAUAUUUACCAAUAAGUAUAAUUUCUCUAAUAAAGGGACUUAUAUGUUUAUGCAUUAAAUAAAAACUGUUCCACUACCAGCCUUAUUUGUUUAAUAAAAAUGAGUGUGAAGAAA